Molecule: messenger RNA, 1731 nt
Organism: Panicum virgatum (switchgrass)
Lineage: Eukaryota; Viridiplantae; Streptophyta; Magnoliopsida; Poales; Poaceae
Product: elongation factor Tu, mitochondrial-like
Exons: 12
Coding region: 100-1458 (452 amino acids)
Biological process (GO): mitochondrial translational elongation
Cellular component (GO): mitochondrion
Molecular function (GO): translation elongation factor activity; GTPase activity; GTP binding
Source: RefSeq, a predicted model, not a curated record
CCCUUGUAUCUAAAGCCCUAAACCCAUCUGCCAUCUCCCCCACCUUCUCUCCACUCUCCUCUGCUCCUCGCACCGCCGCCGCCGCCGCGACGCGACGCAAUGGCUUCCGCCGCGGUGCUCCGGAACGCCGGCUCCCGCCGCCUCUUCUCCUACCCGACCCUACGCGCCGCCACGAUCUCGGCGCCCGCCGCUCUCCCCGAUGCGCCCGCCGCGGCGGCGGCGCCGACCCAGCCGCCGCCGAUGGCCGGGACCCUCUGGGCCAGGUCCAUGGCCACCUUCACGCGCACGAAGCCCCAUGUAAACGUCGGUACCAUUGGGCACGUCGAUCACGGCAAAACCACUCUCACUGCUGCCAUUACCAAGGUUCUAGCCGAGGCGGGGAAAGCCAAAGCCAUCGCUUUUGACGAGAUCGACAAGGCUCCGGAGGAGAAAGCGAGAGGAAUCACCAUAUCAACGGCUCAUGUGGAGUAUGAGACGGCUAAAAGACAUUAUGCUCAUGUGGAUUGCCCCGGACACGCUGAUUAUGUCAAGAACAUGAUCACUGGAGCUGCUCAAAUGGAUGGCGGCAUUCUUGUCGUUUCAGCACCUGAUGGCCCGAUGCCACAAACAAAGGAGCAUAUUCUACUUGCUAGACAGGUUGGUGUACCUUCACUUGUGUGCUUCUUAAACAAAGUUGAUGCUGUUGAUGAUCCAGAGUUACUCGAACUUGUAGAGAUGGAGCUCCGUGAGCUCCUCAGUUUCUACAAGUUUCCAGGUGAUGAAAUUCCGAUCAUCCGAGGAUCAGCCUUGUCAGCAUUGCAGGGAACCAAUGAUGAGAUCGGAAAGAAUGCCAUAAUGAAACUAAUGGAUGCUGUUGAUGAGUACAUCCCUGAUCCUGUGAGGCAGCUUGAUAAGCCUUUCUUGAUGCCGAUAGAAGAUGUUUUCUCUAUCCAGGGUCGUGGAACUGUUGUGACUGGGCGUGUUGAACAGGGAACAAUUAAAACCGGUGAAGAUGUUGAGAUUUUAGGUUUGACACAGAGUGGUCCUUUGAAGACUACGGUUACUGGUGUUGAGAUGUUCAAGAAGAUAUUGGAUCAUGGAGAGGCUGGUGACAAUGUUGGUCUUCUCCUUCGUGGUCUUAAGCGUGGUGAUGUUGAGCGUGGUCAGGUGGUGUGCAAGCCUGGUACUCUUAAGACAUACACAAAGUUUGAGGCAGAAAUAUACGUCCUUACAAAGGAUGAAGGUGGUCGGCACACAGCUUUCAUGUCGAAUUACAGUCCACAGUUCUACUUCAGGACUGCUGAUGUCACUGGAAAAAUUGAGUUGCUUGGUGACAUGAAGAUGGUUUUGCCCGGUGACAAUGUGACUGCAAAUUUCGAGUUGAUAUCGCCUGUUCCUCUUGAACAAGGGCAAAGAUUUGCGCUGAGGGAAGGAGGGAGAACUGUUGGUGCUGGAGUUGUCUCCAAAGUUAUUAGCUAAUCAGUUUCCACUUUGUUUCCAGUAGCAAUUUAGCAAAAAUGAAUGUUGAUACAUGUCGGACCGGGUUAGAAACGAGAGCAAAGGAACCUGUUUUGCAUUUUUCUUGGAAUGCAUGAGCAAAAGGCCAGGUUGGCUGGCCCGGCCACCAUUCUGGACAGUCGCUUUUGUUUCCUUGUUGAGGUGGUGCUCUAUAACACCGCAGUUAAUUUGGUUAACACGCUUGUUGGGCAUAUAUAACUCAGUGAUGGAAUAAGACUAGUCUCGUCAUAAUCA